Molecule: messenger RNA, 1798 nt
Organism: Rhincodon typus (whale shark)
Lineage: Eukaryota; Metazoa; Chordata; Chondrichthyes; Orectolobiformes; Rhincodontidae
Gene: macir
Product: macrophage immunometabolism regulator
Exons: 2
Coding region: 130-753 (207 amino acids)
Biological process (GO): negative regulation of cytokine production involved in inflammatory response; negative regulation of fibroblast migration
Source: RefSeq, a predicted model, not a curated record
UCCCUGCCACAACUGAACUCAAUCUGCUUUCUCUUCCUGAUUACAGCAUUUUCGCGGUCACCGGCUCGGGAGUAACACUGGGAUCCGACCGGUUUUUUUCAGUCAUUCGGAAUCAGCUGCAGUUUCAGAAUGGAGGUGGACCUCAGUGGUAUCUCCAGGGCAGCCAUGCCUGUUCUCUCUGCACCUGCUGUAGAAGUGAAAUCUCUGGGUAAAACAGAGCCUGAGAAGCCUCGCAGUUCCAGCACGCCAUGCUCUCCAGUAAAGCAGAUUGUGCCUAGCUAUCAGAUUCUUCACAUGGACACUAACUACUUGGUUGGCUUUACUACCGGAGGUGAGCUUUUAAAAUUGGCUCAAAGGUGGUCAGGCAAUGAGCCAGGUGCAGCAGAAACUUUGCCUAGUCAACAUACUAAGCAACAUGAUGUGGGAUUGUCUAGAAGCUCUGGCAUCUACAGAACAAAGAAUCGAUAUUAUCAACCAUAUGAGAUCCCAGCUGCAAAUGGUAGAAGACGGCGGCGAAUGCCUAGUUCAGGGGAACAAACAAUCAAGUCACUGUCUUUUGAAUCCAGCAAAUGUCUACGUGGACCUUUGCCAGUUUGCCUCAUCAAAGGAAAGAGGGCCCCGUCAAAAUCCUUGGAUUACCUAAAUCUAGAUAAAAUGAAUAUUAAGGAACCAGCGGACACAGAGGUACUGCAGUACCAGUUACAACAUCUCACACUUCGAGGGGAACGUGUGUUCAGCAGAAAUAAAACUUGAAAAGAAAAUUAAUUGCUUUAUUCAAGAUGCACAAAGAACAACACUGGGCUUAUGGAAGUCAGUGUGAUACUUGCCCGAAUUUCAUUGUGACUGAGGGGAGUGGAUGAACUAGACAACUUGACAGGAGGUAGUUAACUUCCUUGAUGGAAUAUUGAUUCUAUACAAAUUGUACCGGGCCACAAAAUCAGUUCUCCUUCUGAUAGGAUUAUUAUGGGUUAGAUAGUGUCUAUGGAAUAUGUUACAUCCCAGAAAGAUUAGAAACAAUGUACUUCAACAUUACUGGUAAAUGGCUGAAAUGGUCACCUUUUGUUAGGACUGGGGUAAUAUGAAAUAGCUGAAAAAUUGCUAACUAUUAUUUUGUAGCAAUAAUAAUCUAUUGUGAAAAGUCAUCUUCAGUUUAACCUUUUCUACAUUUUGUUAUUUAGAUUUGAAGUAAUAACUGCAUAAGCAUCUAUUAUUGGAAGGCAGUUGAAAUUGGAUCUAAAUAGAUAAACAGCUGCUUAGGUCCUAUCUAAUAAUAAAGGUUAAUUUGAAAUGGCUAUAUUUUGCAGUUAUGGGGUUCAAUUUAUUGUCUGCAGCUUAAACUGAUAAAUAUUUGAUCUGUAUUAGGAGGCAACUACUUGCAGAGUAGUAGUUUUCCUGUCCAUUUGCACUGGUACGUUAACAGGAACUGGAGUUCUGAGGAAGGGUCACUGGACCCGAAACGUUAACUCUGAUUUCUCUCCACAGAUGCUGCCAGACCUGCUGAGGUUUUCCAGCAAUUUCUGUUUUUGGAGCUGUUGUUUGACUGGGAAUGUUUUCAGUACAAAAGUAAUGAACUUCUGACGUGAUAAAUGAUAAACUCCAUUACAGCCAGCCUUUUAACCCAUCCCUAUGUUAUUCUAGUUCUUUGUGAGCUUGUUACUUUUCUACAAUAGAAGAAGACAAACUGCAUAAGUUGGUUUGAAAACAAGGAACCCUCACAGUUCUUUCUCAAAUGAUCAGUUUGGAUCUGCAUUCAUGUGAAUCAAUGAUUAAAGUCAUGAGAUGCAACUUAAAAAUUAAA